UCAGAGGACGUGACGAGGAAGAAGACCGAAUACCAAAAAUACUUAGAGCUUUACAAAUUGAUGAGAUCCAGGUUCGAAGAGCAUUAUGUAAAAUAUAGCCAAGCACUAAAUAGUGUUUCGCAAACUGUCAGCAAACCCAGGAUAUUGACAAAUUUCGCAACUAUAUAUAAAGCGGGACGCGGCGGACGGAAGUUGGACGAAGUUAGGGAUAAGUAUCAGAAGGCCUGCAGGAAGCUGCAUCUCACUCACAAUGAGUACGUGUUGCUGCUGUGCGAGGCUGCAGAAUUCGAAAAGGAUUUCAGGACGGUUCUCUUACCAGGAUUGUUAGAGCAUCAGCAGUCGGUGCAGGAAACCUUCAUCGCUAGCUGGAAGCAGAUUCUUCUGGAAGUCUCCCAAUACUCGGAUCUCACCUCGGAGAAGUUUAAAGAAAUCCAGAAGAAGAUCGAGAGCGGUUUGGAGGCGAUCAAACCGUCAGACGAAUACAAUGAUUUUACUGAAAAACACAAGACUACGCCUACUGAGCCUGUGAAAUUUAUGUUUGACGAGAGUUUGGUGGAGGAUUCUGCGGGAAAAUUGCUGCCGAAUCAAUUGACAGUUGAUAAUCUGACGGUGGAGUGGCUGAGGAACAAGCUGAGCGAUUUGGAGGGUGGAAUCAAAGAGAACCAAGAGAAGAGGACGAAUCUGCAGAGUUCCAACCAAGAGGCUAUACCUAAUGGGAAAGUCUCCAGCAACGACUCGAAUAAUAGAUUGUCGUAUACGGGUGAGACAAACAAGAAGGAGGUGAAUGAACUGAAGUGUCUGGAGCGGAAAAUGCUCAAGCAGACGGAGCUGAUCAAGUGUGCCUUGAAUGAGCUCGGAUGCGAAGAGGUUCCAUCCGGAUUGGAUCUGUCCAUCGACAACCAGACGUUCAUCAGCAAUUCCAGCGAACAGGGCGACGGGUCGCAAUCCGGCUUGAAUAAAAAGGGUCACCGGCUGGUGAACAUGCUGAAGAAGCCGUUCCGAAGGAAGUCAGCGCCUUCGUCCCCCGUGGCCCCUCCGCGGACCAAAGGGGGACGCAGGAAUUCGUCCACGCAGAGCGAGGGUGCUGAUCCAGUGUCUUUGAGUAUUAAUAAACCACUCGUGGAUGAGGAAUGGUUCCACGGGGUGCUACCUAGGGAGGAGGUCGUCAGGUUAUUGACGCAAGACGGCGACUUCUUGGUCCGGGAAACCACUAGGAAUGAUGAGUGUCAAACCGUGCUAUCCGUCUGCUGGGGCGGUCACAAACACUUUAUAGUGCAAACCACCAAUGAGGGACACUACAGAUUCGAAGGUCCAGCUUUCCCAAGCAUCCGAGAGCUGAUUCUGUAUCAAUUCAACAGCGCUUCACCGGUGACGGGGAGGUCCGGAGCCGUCCUCUACAAACCGAUACCGAGGGAACGCUGGGAACUGAACAACGACGACGUUGUACUUCUGGAUAAAAUUGGAAGAGGUAACUUCGGAGAUGUUUACAAAGCGCAGCUGAAGAGCAGCAGCCAAGAGGUUGCGGUGAAAACGUGCAGGGUUACCUUACCGGAUGACCACAAGAAGAAGUUCCUGCAGGAAGGAAGGAUUCUCAAGCAGUACGAUCAUCCGAACAUUGUUAAGCUGAUCGGGAUUUGCGUGCAGAAGCAGCCGAUCAUGAUCGUAAUGGAAUUGGUGCCAGGUGGGUCGCUGCUGACGUUCUUAAGAAAGAAAUCUUCCGCGUUGACCGAUGGUCAGUUGAUGAACAUGUGCUUGGACGCGGCAGCAGGCAUGCGGUACCUGGAGUCGAAGAACUGCAUACAUCGUGAUCUGGCGGCAAGGAACUGUUUAGUUGGAUACAGAAACACCGUGAAAAUCUCCGACUUCGGCAUGUCUAGGGAGGAGGAGGAAUACAUCGUUUCGGAUGGCAUGAAGCAAAUUCCAAUCAAGUGGACUGCACCUGAAGCAUUAAAUUUCGGAAAAUACACUUCGUUGUGUGAUGUCUGGAGCUACGGUAUCCUCUGCUGGGAGAUCUUCUCGAGAGGUGGAACACCUUACAGCGGUCUCAGCAAUUCUAAAGCAAGAGAAAAGAUAGAUUCAGGUUACAGGAUGCCAGCACCUGAAAAUACGCCGGACGAGAUGUACCGUCUGAUGUUGCGCUGCUGGGAUUAUCAGCCUGAAAACAGGCCGAACUUCGAGCAGAUCUACACGGUCGUGGACACUCUAUGCGCCGCAUACAGGGUUUCCUUCUUAUAGCCAAAAAAGCGGGAAAAGGCCGCGAGAUCUGUGAUCCAAAUGAUAAAAAAUAUAAAAAUUAUCAAAAUAAAUGAAAACAAAAACGAAGCAGUCGUGCCUCGGCGUCUCGAUGCGUUUGGCAAGCUCGGAGGAUGUAGCUGCGGCCGUCAAACAAAUUUCUUCUAGAAUUGUCCGUUUUACUUCUUCUUUACCAGAUUGAGAUGUGAUGUAUAGCCCUUAUUUAUUUUCUUUUUUUUUAUUAUUAUUAUUAUUAAAUUAAAACAUUGUAUAUUUAUUAUAUUUUUAUAUAUAUGUGUAGUAUAAUGUGAAUGUAAUAACUAUAUUGUAUAUGACGACGAUCCAGAUUAUUAUUAUUUUAUUUUUUUCAAUUAUGCGUCUUUGUUUGUAAGAUAUAGCGUAAAUAAUGGAGAGAUUUGUCGGAAAAGGAUGGCCCUUUUCCGUUACUGUUUUUAUCGACACAAAAAAAAUGAAUAAUAUAGUUUAUAGGUUUAAAACAAACUUGAUUAUUUAAUUUUAAUAAAUUCUGUAAGUACAUGUUUUUCACUGA
Nicrophorus vespilloides is the source of this 2782-nucleotide messenger RNA. RefSeq names its product tyrosine-protein kinase Fer (gene FER). Gene Ontology annotation, biological process: peptidyl-tyrosine phosphorylation. Bases 61 to 2235 code for a protein of 724 amino acids. The transcript is spliced from 13 exons. Lineage: Eukaryota; Metazoa; Arthropoda; Insecta; Coleoptera; Silphidae. Gene Ontology annotation, molecular function: ATP binding; non-membrane spanning protein tyrosine kinase activity. The record is from RefSeq and is a predicted model, not a curated record.